Arachis stenosperma is the source of this 2512-nucleotide messenger RNA. RefSeq lists its product as uncharacterized. Lineage: Eukaryota; Viridiplantae; Streptophyta; Magnoliopsida; Fabales; Fabaceae. The record is from RefSeq and is a predicted model, not a curated record. The coding region runs from base 185 to 2017 and encodes 610 amino acids. The transcript has a single exon.
UUUAAAUUGCCACAUAAACUUCACCUUAUGCCCCUGUACCUAUCAAACAACCAAAAAUAAAUCAGAACAAAUAAACACAAAACAUAGCCACAACCACCACCACCACACAAAAAAACACACACAGCAAUAACCUUUUCUCACCUCUGCCAGUGGCAUCACCACCUCCACCGUCGCCGCCACCACCAUGCCUUACAAUCACUACCACCGUCGCCCGUGGAACUCCUCACCGCCCUUCAUGAGCCCUCCACUUCUAAUCAUUCUUGUGCCUAUAAUCGCCAUAGCUCUGCUCUUUCUAGUCGUGCCGCCACUCCUCUCCGCCACCACCAACGUUCUCCGGCCAUCUUCCGUCGUCAAAAAGAGCUGGGACUCACUCAACAUCCUCCUCGUUGUGUUCGCUAUCCUCUGCGGCGUUUUCGCCAGGCGAAACGACGACGAAUCGCCACCUCCAUACGACCACGUCGUUUCGGAUCAAAACGCUGCAUUUCGUAAAAUGCCUUCUUCGGGAGAAAGAGAAAGAGAGGGAGAGGGAGAGGGAGAAGGAAGUGGUUAUGUUUCGCAGCAGUGGUUUGGGUUUGCUGGGGAGAGGAAGGGUUAUGAGACCCCUCCGAUCCAGGUUCAGUCACCGGCAACCGGCGUUACACGGUUGAGAAGGAACAGCAGCUCAUAUCCAGAUCUAAGGAGCUGGGAAACCAGCGAUGACCGGUUCAGGUUUCGAUUCUAUGACGACUUUGAAAUCGACAAGCAGUUUCGCUCCCCCGCCAGGCAUCAGUUUGCCACCGUGGACCGACGCACGCGGUGGCCGGGACCAGAAGAUGGAGAAGUUCACGAACUUCACAUUAAAGAAAUUCCAGUUGAUACCUUCCUGGCUAGCUCAUCUCCUCCACCUCCGGAACCGCCACCGAGAUCAUCCGCGCCCCCGGCGCCUCCUCCUCCCCCGCCGCCGCCGCCGCCACCACCACCUCCUCCUCCGCCGGCGGAUACUCGUCGGAAGCCAAGACGAACACGAACAUAUGAGAAAGAAGACAGUGCUACCGAGAUAACCGAGCUCGACAAUGAUCGCAAGUUCACGAGUGUACGGUCUCCGCAGCUAGCUCCUUCGACGCCGGCCCCUCCUCCACCGCUGGCUCCGGUGAAGACGCGAUCGGAUCACAAGCGCGGUAAGAGCGAACAAAGGAAGAGCACCGUGAAGAGAGACAUAGCAACAGUUUGGGCUUCGGUACUCUCCAACCAGAGAAAGAGGAAGACAAAGCAGAAAACCAAGAACGAACACAAUCAAAAUUUCAAUCACAAUUACGAUAACGUUAUUAAUGAGUUAACAAAUAGCAAUAUGAGACCACCACUGUCGCCUGCACCUGCGCCUCCGCCACCCCCACCCCCGCCUCCGCCGCCAUCUUCGGUUUUCCAGAGUUUAUUCCGAAAAGGACUCGGCAAGAGCAAGAAAAUCCAUUCAGUAUCUGCGCCACCGCCGCCACCACCUCCUCCUCCGUUGACAUCUUCACGGAGAUGGUCAAAAUGGAAGAAACCGAUCCCUCCUCCGCCACCUCCGCCUAGUGCGGCAGAUCCACCGGAAGAAUCUCUUCGGCGCAGAAACGCUGGGAGGCCGCCAUUGCCGAACAGAGCCAGCACCUAUAACGACGAGGCAGUAAACGCCGGGAACCAGUCGCCGCUGAUUCCGGUUCCGCCACCGCUUCCUCCGUUCAAAAUGCCGGCAAUGAAGUUCCUGGUCCGUGGCGAUUUUGUUAAAAUACGUAGCAACCAGAGCUCGAGAUCCAGCUCAAGGUGUAGCUCGCCGGAACGGUACGGGGUCGAAGAAUCAGAAACGAUUGAAACAACUGAUUCCGUUACUAACCCCGUUACAGAUCGUAACGGCGAGGUGAGUGGGUCCGUUUUCUGUCCCAGCCCCGACGUUAACGUAAAGGCUUCAACGUUCAUUGCUAGGCUAAGAGGAGAAUGGAAGCUUGAGAAGCUCAAUUCCUUGAAGGAGAAAGGCAAUGGCUCAUUGCCUUUUAGAGGUUAAAACUUGUAAAAAGAUAAAUAAAUGAAAUUAAAUUAGGCUCUAUUUAUGGUAUUUUUAGUUCAGUUAUUAGAGCCUAUAAAAAAGAAGAAUGUUUGGCUGUUUGGCUGUUUGCACUGUUUCACUAGCUUGCUGCUUUCAUAUGGGAGAGACUGCUAUGGUUGAUUGAGAUAACAUUUUCGUUAUUAUGGUACUGAAAAUGCAUUAGUGUUUGCAUAACAGAUUUGUAUAGGAAGAAGAUCAGAUGAACUGGGCUCUGAUUGUAUUUUUUUUGACGUCCUAUUGGAGCCACUGGUAGAAGUUUGUACGUUUCUAUGAUGUGAUAUUAUGCACCCAACCGCUGAUUGUAAUAUUUUUUUUCUUUCAAAUACCUUUUUUGGUCUAUUUUUGUCAUUGUCUCCCAUUGUUUUGGUCUUGGGAGUAAAAGUAUUGUAUUUUUGCUGAAUAUAAUAAAGUAUGGUUUUUUAGUGAAUAGUAUAUGUUUUUAUAUUUUUAUUA